AUGGUGAUUAAGCGAAAAGAAACUGUGGAGAUAACACCGGAUCCAUGGGAGACGAAGAAGAAGAGCAAGACCAAGAGGAGAAAGAAACUCACGAAGGAGGAGGAAAAAGAAGAAGAAGAAGACGAAGGGACACCUAUCAGAGCUAUAUUCUGUCUAAAAACAAAACAGGAUAUGAAGAUUUUCGAGGAGAAAGAGGAUUGCUUUAUCCUCGAUUUCGAUCCCAACGACUCAUUUGACGCACGGAAACACUCCUUCUCCGAUAACCCUGAAAGCGAUGAUAACGAUGUUGCGGUCAUACACGAGAAAGGCCAGGUUGCUUGUAGGGAUUAUCCACAUCCGAGGCAUCUCUGCUCUAAAUUCCCAUUUGGAUCAACUCUGCACAAAACACAUUGUGAUAAGUGUUACUGUUAUGUCUGCGAUGUGGCGGCGCCUUGUGCUCAGUGGACGUAUUUAGGGCAUUGUGAGGCAUUAGAGAACGGAAGGUGGAAGCAUUUACGAGAUACACACCGGAAUCUUACUUCUCUCCGUCAAACCACCACCAAGUAA
Molecule: messenger RNA, 546 nt
Organism: Microthlaspi erraticum
Lineage: Eukaryota; Viridiplantae; Streptophyta; Magnoliopsida; Brassicales; Brassicaceae
Source: the annotation of a GenBank genome assembly